Molecule: messenger RNA, 1086 nt
Organism: Guillardia theta CCMP2712
Lineage: Eukaryota; Cryptophyceae; Pyrenomonadales; Geminigeraceae
Exons: 17
Coding region: 1-1086 (361 amino acids)
Biological process (GO): actin filament severing; actin polymerization or depolymerization; cytoskeleton organization
Cellular component (GO): actin cytoskeleton; cytoplasm
Molecular function (GO): phosphatidylinositol-4,5-bisphosphate binding; actin filament binding
Source: RefSeq, a predicted model, not a curated record
AUGAGCAAACAUCCGGAGUUUCUUGGAGCAGGAUCCGCUCCUGGACUGGAGAUCUGGAGGAUCGAGAACAAGGUCCCCAAGCCAUGGCCAAAGGAGAAGUUCGGCACCUUCUACACUGGAGACAGCUACAUCUGUCUCAAGACCAUUGAGACGAAGGGCGGGUCCUACGAGUGGGACCUUCACUUCUGGCUAGGGAAGGAGUCUUCCGUCGACGAGAUGGGUAUUGCAGCUUACAAGACAGUCGAGCUGGACGACUCGCUAGGAGGAGCUCCGGUGCAGUACCGAGAGACUCAGGACCACGAGUCCGCCAAGUUCCUCGCGCUGUUCAAGCAAGGACUCGCACUGAGACGAGAGGACUCUGUAAAGGAGCGGCAGAUGCUGAUGCAGCAGGAGAUGCUUGCCUUCGGGGAUGGCUCAGGCAAGGUGGAGGUCUGGAGGAUCGACAACUUCGACAUGACCCCGGUGCCGGAGGCUUCCUACGGUCAGUUCUACAGCGGCGACUCUUACAUCAUCCUCUACUCGUACGAGAAGGCCAAAGGGUUGGACGUCGUGCUGAAGAUCAAGGAUGAUGAGAGGGGAGGAAGGGCCAAGAUUGUUCCUCUAGACGAGGGAAGCGAAACCGAAGAUUUUUGGAAGGCUCUCGGGGGGCAGGGGAAGAUCAAGUCAGCUGAGGAAGCAGGAGAUGAUGAGACCUCUGAAAAGAAGGCCAUGGCAGAGCAGCUCAUGCAGAAGGAUGAGACAGAGGGAGAGGACGGGGAAGAGGACGAGGACGAGGACGAGGACGAGGACGGGGACGAGGACGAGGACGGGGACAGGGAGCAGAAGUGGGGAAGACACUGUGGGAGGAGGCGGGGACGAGGAACUUCCGUCUUCGUGUGGGUGGGCAAGAGCGCUCCUCAGGAGUGCCGCAAGAUGGCAAUGACGGCUGGUAUGGAGUACGUCAGCAAGGCGGUCGAUCCUACAUGCAAGCCUCUGUACCUCUCGGACGAUGAGUUCAAGACGGUGAUGGGGUGCACGAGGGUGGAGUACAUCAACAUGAAGAAGUGGAAGCAGGACGAGCUGAAGAAGAAAGCAGGCUUGUUCUAA